GCCACGGCCGCGGGACGCGCGCAGCCGGCGCGGCCAUGGAGGCGCGGCGCGGCGAGAGGGACCCGCCGGACGCGCUGCAGAACCGCUGCCACGCCGAGCGGGCCAAGAAGGAGCGCCGGUGGCAGCUGCUCUUCACGCAGUACACCGUGAACCCCUUCCACCCCGUUCACAUGGUUGCUAGGAAGCCAAUGUCUUGGCAUGAGAACGUACAGGAGCCAAUAGAUGAUGAAUUCCUGAAUCUUCUUCACCGUGCAGCAGUGGUGCCAAGAAAGAAAUACUCAGAGCCACAAACUGAAAGCCAAGAAAUUGGCUGGCAUACAACACCUUUGGUUCCUGUCGACCGCAGCGAUAUCAGAUUCUACUUCCCACGCCAGACAACUGAGAUUACCAUCCAUGGCUACCCUGCACCACGGGGAGAGAAGCCUAAAGACUAGCACAGGGGGAAGGCCACAGAUAGAAUGUUAAUGACAUCUAAUGUGUUAGGUCCUGCUCGUUCUCUAGCAAGUCUGGCAGAUUUCUAGUGAGAGGCAAUAGAAAAGAGAACUUUAAUCUGUCCAGGUUUACAACCUGACAACAGUGACACAAAUAAACCUAUCUGUAAGGCUCUG
Molecule: messenger RNA, 608 nt
Organism: Vidua chalybeata
Lineage: Eukaryota; Metazoa; Chordata; Aves; Passeriformes; Viduidae
Gene: CFAP144
Product: cilia and flagella associated protein 144
Exons: 4
Coding region: 36-434 (132 amino acids)
Cellular component (GO): ciliary base
Source: RefSeq, a predicted model, not a curated record